Molecule: messenger RNA, 286 nt
Organism: Paraglomus brasilianum
Lineage: Eukaryota; Fungi; Glomeromycota; Glomeromycetes; Paraglomerales; Paraglomeraceae
Source: the annotation of a GenBank genome assembly
AGCCUUAGAGGAAGCGAUUUCUAUUGAACGUUCCACACCUUUGCCUCUCGAAGCUCCUGACUGUUUUAAAGUUAGAGGGUUAGAGAAAAGUUGGGCCGAUCUUACAGAAGACGGGAGAGAUUUUCGUCAAGAGAUUUGGUAUAGAACCCACAUCAUUGUAUCAAGAAGAGAAGGGAUUACUCCGUUAGAACACCUUGCUGAACAUUUGAAACAAGUGUUUGAAGAAGAGGACAUUGAACAAUAUUCCCCGUCGACAGGUCACACUGAAUCGAAUUGCUCUCUCUAA